AUGGGGCUGGGAAAAAUUUGGCUGCGGGGCCGUGUUGUGCUCGCCUGCUCCAGCUGCCUGCGCGUCGGCCGGCCGGCCUGCCGGUCAGUCGGUCGGUCGGUCGGUCGGUCGGUCGAUCGAUCGAACCGCCAGUCCGUCCGUCUGUCAGCCGGUCGGUUCAGCCACGGCCGGCGAAAGCCGUCAAGUCGGGCUCGCGGCGGCGGCGGCGGCGGCAGCGGCGGUGGCGGUGUGUCUUGUGCACACAAUCUGCUGCCGAGGCGAGGUGAUCAGGACGAGCGCAAUGAGCGUCGUCUCGCGCCGCGCCUCGCUCGCCACCUGCUGCGCCAGACGGGCCCAAGCUAG
This is a messenger RNA of Protopolystoma xenopodis, 342 nucleotides long. Lineage: Eukaryota; Metazoa; Platyhelminthes; Monogenea; Polystomatidea; Polystomatidae. The record is from the annotation of a GenBank genome assembly.